CUGGCAACAUCUGUUGCAGACGAAUUUGGUUUACCGCAUUGGCUUCCAGCUCACGUGACACGUGUUUGACAGCCACCAAAAAUUGUUUCUUUUCUGCAAUUGUUGAUUUUGACUUAAAAAAAUGCUUCGCAGACAAGCUCGUUUACGCCGAGAGUAUUUGUAUCGAAAAUCCUUAGAGGGACGACAGAAAGCCAUUCAAGACAAAAAAGACCGUUUAAGACAGGCUCUUGAAGAGGGUAGGCCUAUUGACACUGAUCUAAAGAGACAGGCUAUUGAACUUCAAAAGUCUUUGGAAUGGGAAGAUGCUGGACCGGAAAGAGCAGCCCUUCUGGGUGGAACAGAUACAGGUGGUGGGGGUACAUCUCACAUGGAUGAUGAAUACAGGUGGGCGGGAGUGGAGGAUCCGAAAAUCAUGAUAACAACAUCUCAUGAUCCUUCUUCUCGUUUGAAGAUGUUUGUUAAAGAGCUGAAACUGGUUUUCCCCAAUUCACAGAGGCUUAAUCGGGGCAAUUAUGAAAUGAAACAGCUUUUGGAUGCAUGCAGAGCCAACAGUGUGACUGACUUCAUUGUCGUUCACGAACAUCGAGGUCAACCAAACGCUAUCAUCAUUAGCCAUUUGCCUUAUGGUCCGACAGCCUACUUCAACGUAUCAGAUGUCGUGAUGCGUCACGAUAUCCCUGACAUUGGCCCCAUGUCUGAACAGUAUCCACAUCUUGUAUUUCACAACAUGAAAACUCCGUUGGGUCAGCGAGUCAUGAACAUUCUCAAGUAUCUUUUCCCGGUUCCGAAAGAAGACAGCAAACGAGUAAUAACUUUUGCCAAUCACGACGACUUCAUUUCCUAUCGCCAUCAUACCUACAAAAAAGGCGAGGCAGGAAAAGGCAUUGAACUGAAGGAAGUUGGUCCACGUUUCCAGUUGCGACUAUAUGAUUUGAAGUUGGGAACCAUCGACCAGGCAGAUGCAGCAGACACAGAAUGGGCAUACAGGCCUUACAUGAACACGACCAAGAAGCGACGAUUUCUUUCAGACGACGAUGGUUGGAAAGCUUAAUCAAUUUUGAUUUGUAAACUUACUCAUGAAAUAAGUACAAGUGGUGAAAAUCA
Daphnia pulicaria is the source of this 1104-nucleotide messenger RNA. RefSeq names its product U3 small nucleolar ribonucleoprotein protein IMP4-like. Gene Ontology annotation, molecular function: rRNA primary transcript binding; snoRNA binding. The transcript has 7 exons. NCBI's taxonomy places the organism in Eukaryota, Metazoa, Arthropoda, Branchiopoda, Diplostraca, Daphniidae. The record is from RefSeq and is a predicted model, not a curated record. The coding region runs from base 122 to 1051 and encodes 309 amino acids. Gene Ontology annotation, biological process: rRNA processing. Gene Ontology annotation, cellular component: Mpp10 complex; small-subunit processome; nucleolus.